AUGGACUUCCUGAAGCAACAGCCCGCCCGUGACUUGAAGCCAGCACGGUUGCGCCUCGCCAACAAGAGGGAGACCAGUUGCAGCGAUACCCAGCGGCCGGCGCGCAAACACGUCCUCACCGACGCAACUGCCACAGAAAUAUCACAGCCGCAAAGCCCGACUCGAGUCCAGACUACGGCCUCCAUUCGCGGUUCAUCACCCCCAGUCCGGACAAUAACACCGAACCUUGCAGCCCUUGUGUCGAAGUUCGAGACUCCUGGUACCGUCGAUGCGCAAUGGAAGAGCCGGCGACAGCCCUGCGAUCCUCGUACGAUCAAAGAUCCCGGCCGGACUCUCUCAAUGGAGCUUGACCGCCCCGAAGCUUCGUCAGACACCAAGGCUGCACCAUCUCCCUCCAGAGGCGUACCUCCAUCGGACAACACCAGCACCACGCAGGAUGUCAGGGCAGGAGCAGCGGUUACGUCCUUGGCAACUGUUGGCGGACACCUCGUUGAAGUCAGCCAGAAUCUCGACAACCACUCCGGUGAGGGUCGGAAUGAGGCAACCAACGUUGCACCAAGUAUUGGCGGUCACAGCCCCAACAACAGCGAGGACUAG
This is a messenger RNA of Thermothielavioides terrestris NRRL 8126, 597 nucleotides long. RefSeq lists its product as uncharacterized. The transcript has a single exon. Lineage: Eukaryota; Fungi; Ascomycota; Sordariomycetes; Sordariales; Chaetomiaceae. Bases 1 to 597 code for a protein of 198 amino acids. The record is from RefSeq and is a predicted model, not a curated record.